CUGACGAACACCCCGAUCCCGACCGAUCCCCCCCCUCUGGCCUCCAUCCCCGACUCCAUCUCGCGAUUACCAGGACAACCACCUAGCAUGGCUGCUCCUCGCCCAUACAACAACAACACCAACCCGGGCUACAUGCCUAACGGAGCUUCUUCCAUCCAACCUGGAGCUGCGCCGCUCCUUCCCAACCAAGGCCGUGUCCUCCAGACUGGCCCCAUCCGUGUCUUGUGCAUAGCUGAUGUUCGAGGAAACCUCACAUCUUUGAACGACCUCGCAAAACAAGCACGAGCCGACCACAUCAUUCACACUGGCGACUUUGGCUUCUACGACGACACCUCCUUGGAGCGAAUCGCAGAAAAGACCCUCAAGCAUGUUGCCCAAUACUCCCCCCUGAUUUCCGAGCCCGUCAAGAAGGCGAUCCAGCAGGGCGGUCCCGGUCCAGUCAAGAGCCGAUUCCCUCCCAACGAGCUUCCCCUCUCCGAACUCUCCCUACUCCUGAGCGGCGAAAUCAAGCUCGAUGUCCCCGUCUACACCGUAUGGGGUGCCUGCGAAGAUGUGCGCGUUCUUGAGAAGUUCCGGUCCGGCGAGUAUAAGGUACAGAACUUGCACAUCAUCGACGAGGCUCGGUCGAUGCUUUUGGAGAUUGGCGGAGUGAAGCUCCGUCUGCUCGGUCUUGGCGGUGCUGUCGUCAUGCACAAGCUGUUCGACAACGGCGAGGGACGCACUACGAUCGCAGGAGGUCAGGGUACCAUGUGGACCACCCUCCUGCAGAUGGGUGAGCUCGUCGACACUGCCCACCGAGUCUACGACCCUACCGAGACCCGUGUUUUCGUCACCCACGCUUCUCCUGCCCGUGAGGGUAUCCUCAACCAGCUCUCCGUCACCCUGAAGGCCGAUUUCUCCAUCUCUGCUGGACUGCACUUCCGCUACGGCAGCUCCUACAACGAGUUCAGCGUCAACCCUACCCUCGACCACUACCGCGGCAAGCUCGCCGCCUCCAAGGCCUCCUUCAACGACGUCUGGGAGACUGUCAAGGGCGAGGUCGAGCCGGCCAUCUCCCAGAACGAGGCGCAGCAGAACCUGCUCAAGAACGCCCUGCAGCUUGUGGAGAAGAUGCCUACCACGGCUGCCGGCGGCAACCCCUUCGGUGGUCCCGUCGCCGGCCAAGCACAGCUGGGCCAGGUGGAUGAGAGCGCCUUCAAGAACAUGUGGAACUUCAACCUGGCAGAUGCCGCCUUCGGCUGGCUUGUGCUUGAGAUCCAAGACGGGCGUAUCGGAACCGAGAUGCGUGCGCAGGGCUUCAACUUCUCACAUAGGGGUGCUAAGGCGGCGGCGCCCGUCCCGGCCGCAGCCCCCGCUGGUGCUCCCGGCAACCUCCCGGCUCCGGCUCCUCCCUCGACGCAAAGCACAGCUCCCCCUCCUGCGAGCAGACAACCUUCAUCUCAAGCCCCUCCCAAGCCUGCCGUCGCGACGCCGCUGCCGCCUGCCAAGCCCGCGACUCCUCAGCCUGCUGCCGCUCCCACGCCGCCCGCCGUGCCUCCUAAGGAUGAGCGUCCGGCUCCCGCGGCUGCUAACGGAUCAGCCCACGGCCCUGACCCCAUCUCCUCUCCCGCUCCCAAGACUCCCGCGCAAGAUAUCAUCGGUCUGUUCAUUAUGAAUGUCAGCUCCGAGGAGCAAACACGCGACCUCUUCGACGGCGAACACAAGGCCAACAUUCUCAAGAUUGAGAAGUGGGGCAAUUCCAACAAGGUUGUUCAAUUCAAGACCAUGGAGGAUCGUGAUGCCGCGCUCGCAAGCCUUCCCGAGGAUCUCAAGACGCGCGCCCAGGAGGACCGCUCUCGUCCCCUCGUCAAGGUGUUCCAGCACCGCGAGACCAAGUUCCAGCCCCGUAGCGGCGCCGGCAACUGGGGAAGCAGCAGAGGCGGCGGCAACUCGGCGAACACGGGCAGCGGCUACCGUAGUGCCGGUGGGGCCAGUGACUCUGAGAGCAACCGCCGCGGCCGUGGAGGAGCUCGAGGCGGCCGCGGAGGCGAGCGGGGUCGCGGUCGUGGCCGAGGCGGACUCAAGGGUGACGGUGGCGCGUCACCUGCCCCUGGUCCCGCCACCCCGGCGGAUUAG
Colletotrichum karsti is the source of this 2115-nucleotide messenger RNA. RefSeq lists its product as uncharacterized. The record is from RefSeq and is a predicted model, not a curated record. Lineage: Eukaryota; Fungi; Ascomycota; Sordariomycetes; Glomerellales; Glomerellaceae. The transcript is spliced from 4 exons.